GCUUAUCGCCUGUCAAAUUGAACAUAACCUCAUCUGAUUUCACGUGUAUCUGUUUACAGGUUGAGGCAUAGCGUCAAGCUAACGUGCAUAUUUUGGAGAAAAACAAAUCGAAAAGAAAUUUAAUUAGAAAAAUAAAAAGUACAAACUCAAAAUGGUGAAAAAGAAAAUUGAUAAUCGUAUUCGGGUAAUGAUCGAAAAUGGCGUUAAACUGGGUCAUCGUACUAUGUUUAUUAUUGUCGGCGACAAAGCACGAGAUCAGGUACCAAUUCUCUAUGAUAUGCUAACAAAAUCCUCAGUGAAGGCAAGACCUUCAGUCCUAUGGUGCUAUAAAACCAAAGAUGAAACCAUUUCAAACCAUGGCAAAAAACGAGCAAAGAAAAUCCAAGCCGGCAAAAUCGAUGUGAAUGAAGCUGAUCUAUUCGAUACGUUCCGUGUAUCGACCACAAUUCAUGGUCGUUAUUAUUCAGAAACACACACAAUCUUGGGUAGAACAUACGGCGUUUGUGUUUUGCAAGAUUUCGAAGCACUGACACCAAAUUUGUUGGCACGUACGGUUGAGACAGUGGAAGGUGGUGGUCUUAUUAUUUUAUUGCUCAAAUCGAUUAGUUCGUUGAAACAAUUGUACACGAUGAGUAUGGAUGUGCACAAGCGGUAUCGAACGGAAGCCCAUCAAAAUGUUACGUGUCGUUUCAACGAACGUUUAAUAUUAUCGUUGGCCGAUUGUAAUCGAUGCUUGUUGGUCAAUGAUGACUUAACCGUUUUGCCGUUGAGCUCAAAGACCGCAAAUGUGCAUCCGGUUGAUGUUAGCGAUGGCCGUUCGCAUGAAAGUGAACUUUUGGCUGAAUUAAAGGAGAAUUUGCGCGAUACACCCCCUGCUGGACCACUUGUAAAUCUAUGCAGAACACAUGAUCAAGCCAAAGCAGUUGCUCAGUUUAUUGAUGCAUUGGCCGAGAAGCAAGUAAAACCACCAACAUCUUUAACAGCGGCCCGUGGUCGUGGUAAAUCAGCUGCAAUGGGGCUUUCAAUGGCCGCUGCUGUUGCUUUUGGUUAUGUCAACAUUUACGUUACAUCACCACAUCCUGAGAAUUUAAUUACAUUGUUUGAGUUUGUGCUGAAAGGUUUUGAUGCACUCGAAUACCAAGAGCAUGCUGAUUACUCCAUUAUUCGAUCGACCAAUCCGGAUUUCAAAAAGGCAGUCAUUCGCAUUAACAUCUCACGAAACAGUCGGCAGACCAUACAAUAUAUUUCGCCAACUGACACGCAUCUUUUGAAUGCAGCCGACUUGUUGGUCAUUGACGAAGCUGCAGCCAUUCCGUUUUCAUGUGUGAAAAAUAUGCUCGGACCAUACUUGAUUUUCAUGGCAUCGACCAUCAACGGUUAUGAAGGAACGGGCCGAUCGUUGAGUUUGAAAUUGAUGUCGCAAAUUCAAAAGGAACACAAUGCACCACCACCGAUUAAACUGGAAGAGUCGAUUCGUUAUAAACCCGGCGAUGUCAUCGAAUCUUGGCUAACAUCGCUGUUGUGUUUAGACGCCACCAUUGUACCGAAUCUAAAUUCGGGUUGUCCAACUCCAGAUGCCUGUGAACUGUAUUAUGUGGAUCGUGAUGCUUUAUUCUCAUAUCAUCGAGCGGCCGAAGCAUUUUUGCAGCGUUUAGUAUCGAUUUAUGUAUCAUCACAUUACAAAAACAGUCCGAACGAUUUGCAAAUGAUGAGCGAUGCCCCAGCGCAUCAUAUUUUCUGUUUGCUUGGACCAAUCACAAAGAAAGAUGCAUUGCCUGAAAUUCUAGUGGUGAUUCAAGUGUGUCUGGAAGGUCAAAUCUCUUCGGACAGCGUGACUGAUUCAUUGUCACGUGGUCGAAAAGCAGUGGGUGACCUAAUACCUUGGUCGGUGUCAGAGCAAUUCAACGACAGAGAUUUCCCGAAACUGGCCGGAGCUCGAGUGGUUCGGAUUGCAACACAUCCAAAUUAUCAACGGAUGGGCUAUGGUAAACGAGCAUUAAAAUUGUUGAAGAACUAUUAUGCUGGACAAUUUACGUCAUUGAGCGAAAAAGAUUUAUCAGACGACGAAGAUGGCUUCCAGGAAAUUGAUGACGAUGAAAUUGGCCUAUUGAAAGAAACAAUUGCACCGCGUAAAAAAAUCCCAACUCUUCUGAAGCGCUUAUCUGAACGACGCCCAGAACGAUUAGACUAUAUUGGUACAGCCUAUGGGCUUACGGGAGAGUUAUUGAAAUUCUGGAAAAGUCAAAAAUUCGUACCAGUUUAUUUGAGUCAAAAAGCGAACGAUUUAACUGGAGAAUAUUCAACAAUUAUGAUAUCCAUUCUGAAGACUGACAAAUUCGAAUCAGAUUGGUUGUCAAUGUACUUCCGCGAUUUUCGUCGUCGACUCAUCAAAUUGUUGGCAAAAACUUUCCAAAGUUUCACAACUGGGUUGGCUUUGUCAUUGCUUGAUAACAAAGCCGUCACCGUUAAGAAUGAACCUCUAACACAACAGAUCAUCGACAUGUUAUUCAUUCCGCAUGAUCUUCAGCGUUUAGAAUCGUACACCCGAAACCAAGUGGAAUAUCGUUUAAUUUUAGAUUUGACAACCGAUUUGAGUCAACUUAUAUUUGAGGGUAAAAUGAAUGAUGUUCCAAUUGAUUCACUGCAAAAAGCCAUCCUCCUUGGAAUCGGUUUGCAAAAUAAAACGUUGGAUAAAUUAUCCGAAGAAUUCAAUAUGCCAGUCAAUCAAAUAUUGGCCAAAUUCUAUGAUUGUUGUAAGAAAUUAACAAAGAAGUUGGACUCAGUGAGUGAAUCAACGAUAGAAAAGACAAUGAUAAAAGAGAGUGAUUUGAAUAUGGGCGAUUCGAUGACACCAACCGCACAAUCAUUUGCCGAAGAACUAGAAGAAGGUGCUAAAAAAUUGGCCAAAGCUCAGAAAAAAGAGCUGAAACGGCUAAAAAAUGAGAAUUUGAGCGCAUACGCGAUCAAAGGAACGGACGAAGAAUGGGGUAGAGCUAUAACCGGCAACAAAUCGGGUAUCAUCUCCGUUAAAAGCGGUGAAAAGCGGCUCAAUGACCCCGUAAAUCUGGACGAUUUCAAAGAACCAGACGCAAAGAAAAAGAAAGUAAAGAACAACAAAAAGAAUAGAAAAAGCAGCGCCUUUUAAUAUCGAUAUUUUUCAAUAUGUUUAUUAAGUGAUACCUUCAAAUAUGGGGUAUUUCAUAACAUAAUGCAUUAAUAAAAUCAUUUUUGAAUCUAUCAUCCUCAAAA
This is a messenger RNA of Sitodiplosis mosellana (orange wheat blossom midge), 3249 nucleotides long. RefSeq names its product RNA cytidine acetyltransferase. Lineage: Eukaryota; Metazoa; Arthropoda; Insecta; Diptera; Cecidomyiidae. Gene Ontology annotation, molecular function: tRNA binding; 18S rRNA cytidine N-acetyltransferase activity; ATP binding. Gene Ontology annotation, biological process: rRNA acetylation involved in maturation of SSU-rRNA. The record is from RefSeq and is a predicted model, not a curated record. Bases 152 to 3145 code for a protein of 997 amino acids. Gene Ontology annotation, cellular component: 90S preribosome; nucleolus. The transcript has 9 exons.